AUGGUGGCCAAGUGACACAAUUCAUCCAACUGACUUUGCCUGCGCUGCGCCUACUGAACCUGACCUUAGCUGAUUCUUACUAACUUACCACUCGAACUCAUCCUAUUUUACUCCGUAGUGAGCCAUUCUUUUUCAGCUUUGCCUUUUUGCUCACCUGUCUCUUCAUUACAUCUUUCCACUUCCUCUUCGUCUCACCGAAAACUCUUUCGUCCUUCCACCACACACUCGUAUCUCCUCAAGACCAGUCACAUCACAAGUUCCAUCCUCAGGUCCCAAUCUCACCAUGUCUGGACCAUACGACAACUACUCCGGCUACGGUCAACAGUCCCAGUACCCUCAGCAGGGCUACGGCGGCGGUGGCUACCCUCCUCAACAGGGUUACGAUCAAGGUGGCUACGGCCAGCAGCAACAACAAUCGUACCCUCAACAAGGCUACUCACAAUACCCUCAGCAAGACCAAAACUUUGGCCCCCCUCGCCGUCAAGACUCCUUCGGCCCUCCCCAGCAGGGUGGAUUCCAGCACGGUCAGGCUGGUGGCCAAUACGGUGCCUACGACGCCUCUAACCCCCAAGGUCACGCCGGCUACUACGGUCAAUCUCAAGGCCAGGGUCAAGGCUACGGCAGCAACGAUGCCUACGCUCAGAACCAAGCGUACCAGCAACAGAUGGGGGGCCAGGGUGGCCAACAACCAGACAUCAGUCAGCACCAGUUCUCCCCUCAGUCCAGCGACCCCAAUGCCCCAAAUUACGACGCAAACGCUCCUCCCAUGAACGAAUCCGACAGGGGUCUUUUGGGUGCCGUCGGUGGCGGCUUCGGAGGCCACUUCAUGGGCAAGAAGGCGGGCCACGGUUUUCUCGGAACAGUCGGCGGUGCCAUAUUGGGUUCGUUGGCUGAAGAUUUCAUCAAGGACAAGAAGAAGACAAACAACAGCUCUCAAAGCAGCUGGGGUGGAGGCAGAUACUAGACAUCUCCAUGGUCAGCUGCAUGAAUGAAUGACUGCAUUCUGCUUACUCGAAGGGUGGAAAAUGGUAUUGGUGGCAAGAUUGCUUGGAUCCUAUCACGACAACCUCAUGACCAGUUUUCUUUCUCUGUUUUUCCGUUUUUCCGUUUCUCGAGAAGCCCCCAGUGAGCAUCAUGGGAUCAUUUACCAUUUUGCGGGAUGGGCACCUGAUCGUGCCUAGGAAAGGGAAGCUAAGGGAUUCUUUAGACUGGACCUCGAAUUUUAUACUUGUUCAUUUGUUCAUGAACACACACAUGACGAAACGCAUUCAUCCAAUACCUCAAGUAUCAACCGAAUCUUGCUCCAACUCUACAAUUCCCCAGUAAUAUAUGCUACAUGUGCGCCCUGAUCUCUUCUUGACCUGUAAUUUCCCCACCACCGGCACUGGCAUCCUGUUGUUUGGAGG
Exophiala oligosperma is the source of this 1406-nucleotide messenger RNA. RefSeq lists its product as uncharacterized. The coding region runs from base 284 to 964 and encodes 226 amino acids. Lineage: Eukaryota; Fungi; Ascomycota; Eurotiomycetes; Chaetothyriales; Herpotrichiellaceae. The record is from RefSeq and is a predicted model, not a curated record. Gene Ontology annotation, cellular component: outer membrane. The transcript has a single exon.